AUGGGACUUGUUCGCCUUAAUCUCCGACAUACCUCCCGUCCGCCGAACCUGGUCGGUCACGUUUGGCAUGUUCGGCGCAUUGCAACGUCGCCAGGGCCUUCGGCGGGAGGCGGCUCUCCAGCACGGCCAACAACAGGCUCAGGCUUGAUGGCCGACGGGGAGACAGGCCCUGAGCGAGUUGUAAUCCUGGGCUCGGGAUGGGGUGGAUACACUUUAUCCCGCAAAUUGUCGGCCACUAAAUUCUCGCGCACAGUGAUAUCGCCGCGGUCGUACUUCGUCUUUACGCCUCUCCUUACCGACGCCGCCAUCGGGUCGCUUGAUUUCUCUGAAAUUGUCAAGCCGGUCCGAGAUCGUCAUAGUAAUGUCCACUUCGUCCAAGCGGCCGCGCGAGCCGUCGAUUUAGCCAGAAAGACCAUCACAUGCGAAGCCAGCGUGGUUCGCAGCGGCGUAACGGAGACAGCAAGGGUCGAACAGCGCCAGCAUAUUAAGCAUGGGCUCAGUCCUGGGCUCGGGCCCCCAGAGCGGGGAGCCGAGAGACAGCGACAGUGGGAGUCCGGGGAAAUUUUCGAAGUGCCUUAUGAUAAGCUCGUUGUCGCUGUCGGAUGCGUGAGCAGGACAUUCAACACUCCUGGAGUGAGGGAGAAUGCCCUCUUCCUCAAGGACAUCGGGGACGCACGACGGGUGAAGAGACGGAUAAGAGAAUGUUUCGAGCUGGCAGUCCUGCCCAACACACGGCCUGCAAUGCAGAAGCAUCUCUUGCAUUUUGCGAUUGUAGGUGCUGGGCCGACAGGGAUCGAGCUAGCUGCUUCACUGUGCGAUUUCAUCCAUGAAGACUUGGUAAAGGUUUAUCCAAAGCUGAAAGACUUAAUUCGCAUCACCCUCUUUGAUGUUGCGCCCACGGUAUUAAGUACCUUUGAUGAGUCCCUGUCCAGCUAUGCCAUGGGCACCAUGAAGAGAGAGGGGGUCGAAGUGAAGACGAAUCACCACAUAGAGAGUCUUCGCUGGGGGGAACCCAACACCCCCGGUCCGCACGAGAUGGACCCAAAGGGCUGUCUUACCAUCAAGACCAAAGAGGAUGGGGAAGAAGGCAUAGCAAUGUGUGUCUGGGCUACAGGUAACGAGAUGAACGAGUUCGUCAACGAUGCCCUAGGUCAAGUCGAUGAAUUCCCGGCCUCGUCUGCCCUGGAAAGGCUCGAUCAUAUCCCAGGAUCCCAAUCGGCAUCAACAUGGAGUGUAAAAAAGGCCGAAAAGACCGGUGCUCUGUUAGUCGACGACCAUCUACGAGUCCAACUCCAAUCCCAGGACGGACGAACAGUUACCCUCAAGGAUGUCUUCGCCAUCGGCGACAACUGCAUGCUGGAAACCAACUCACCACCCGCAACAGCCCAGUCCACGAACCAGGAAGCCAUCUGGCUCGGCCAAUGCCUCAACGCAGCCACCACCGACGCCGACCUGUCGCGAGCUCCCGGCUUCGCGUUCAAAAAUCUAGGCAUGAUCGCAUACCUAGGUGGCUCGCGAGCGCUGAUGCAGUUUCCUCAAACGGGCCAAGGCAAAGGUAAGGCGUCUCUUCUGCCCAGAGGGCUUACAGGGUAUGCUGCAUGGCUGGUGUGGAAGGGCGCAUACCUGUCGAUGAGCAUCAGUUGGCGUAACCGACUGCGUAUUUUGUAUUCUUGGAUCUCCAACUGGAUUUUUGGCAGGGACAUUUCGAGGUAUUAG
This is a messenger RNA of Arthroderma uncinatum, 1716 nucleotides long. Its product is annotated as external NADH-ubiquinone oxidoreductase 2. Bases 1 to 1716 code for a protein of 571 amino acids. Gene Ontology annotation, molecular function: NADH dehydrogenase activity. Lineage: Eukaryota; Fungi; Ascomycota; Eurotiomycetes; Onygenales; Arthrodermataceae. The transcript has a single exon. The record is from RefSeq and is a predicted model, not a curated record.